This is a messenger RNA of Cannabis sativa, 783 nucleotides long. RefSeq lists its product as uncharacterized. Bases 1 to 783 code for a protein of 260 amino acids. The transcript has a single exon. The record is from RefSeq and is a predicted model, not a curated record. Lineage: Eukaryota; Viridiplantae; Streptophyta; Magnoliopsida; Rosales; Cannabaceae.
AUGGCUUUGGUUGUUUCUGUCCGAUACUUGAUCAUCUCGGGUGGGCAACAUUUGGGUCCUAUCGCUCCCUCUCGGGGAAUACGUCAGGGUGAUCCUUUAUCCCCUUAUCUUUUCAUUAUUUGUGUUGAGGGUCCUUCUUCUCUCAUUCGAAAAUAUGAAACUAAAGGGUGGAUUAAAGGUUGUCAAGUUGCUCGGGGGGCUCCUCACAUCACUCAUAUGUUUUUUGCCGAUGAUAGCUACCUUUAUUGUCGGGCUCUAGAAAGUGAAGCACAAAGGAUUAUGACACUUCUUGAGAAGUAUGAACUUGCUUCUAGUCUGAAAGUGAAUCGUCAAAAGUCGUCCAUAUUCUUCAGCAAGAAUACUAAUUUGUCUACUCGGGACAACAUUUGCUCUAUUAUGGGGAUGCAUGAAGCUAGAGAUGAUGGCUUUUAUUUGGGGCUGCCUAACAUCAUGAAACAUAAUAAAAAUGCGGUGUUAGGAUUUCUUAAGGAUAAAAUGAGGAAAAGAGUUGAAAGUUGGGAUAGUAAGUUUUUGUCUCGAGCGGGAAAAGAAGUGCUUAUCAAAUUGGUUGCCCAAUCUCUACCAAACUAUACUAUGAGUGUGUUUCUAAUCCCAAAAGGAAUCUGUGAAGACUUAGAGCAAUUGAUGAAUAAAUCAGGUAUACAUUGGAUGAAGUGGGACCGAAUGUGUGAAGCAAAGGAUCAGGGAGGGAUGGGUUAUCGUCAUCUACAUGAUUUUAAUAUAGCUCUUCUUGGCAAACAAGCGUGGAGACUACAUAUGUAA